Hippopotamus amphibius kiboko is the source of this 357-nucleotide messenger RNA. RefSeq names its product barrier-to-autointegration factor-like. Gene Ontology annotation, molecular function: DNA binding. The transcript has a single exon. NCBI's taxonomy places the organism in Eukaryota, Metazoa, Chordata, Mammalia, Artiodactyla, Hippopotamidae. Bases 68 to 337 code for a protein of 89 amino acids. The record is from RefSeq and is a predicted model, not a curated record.
GCGGGAGCAGCCCGGUGGCGGGAGAAGCCGUUACGGGAACCGGAGGUGCGGAUUAAGGCUGAUCAAGAUGACAACCUCCCAAAAGCACCGAGACUUCGUGGCAGAACCCAUGGGGGGAAAGCCAGUGGGAAGCCUGGCCGGGAUUGGCGAAGUCCUGGGCAAGAAGCUGGAAGAAAGGGGCUUUGACAAGGCCUAUGUGGUCCUUGUUCAGUUUCUGGUGCUGAAGAAAGAUGAAGAUCUCUUCCGGGAAUGGCUGAAGGACACGUGCGGCGCCAACGCCAAGCAGUCCCGGGACUGCUUCGGGUGCCUUCGAGAGUGGUGCGAUGCCUUCUUGUGACGCUCUCUGGGGGGCACCCA